This is a messenger RNA of Nelumbo nucifera (sacred lotus), 3949 nucleotides long. The record is from RefSeq and is a predicted model, not a curated record. Lineage: Eukaryota; Viridiplantae; Streptophyta; Magnoliopsida; Proteales; Nelumbonaceae.
UACUACUACUACUGCUUGCUUCUGCAACGUCAAGCAGAGACACGACACCCUCUCUGGCUCUCUCUCUCUCGCCCCCAAUCUCCGAUACACACGUUAUUCGAAGAAGAACCUCAAAAAUCCUCUUUCUCUCUCUCCCUUUAUAUCUCGCUCUGUGUUCGUUUUCGAGAAACCAGAGACAUAAGCUCUAAAUUUAGAAAUGAAUCGAAGAUGACAAGUACGACUCUAGUAGCCGGGAAAUCCAUUCGUGGGGGAAGGUCAAGUUUUUUUCAUCGAAAUCUCUCUCUCUCUCUGGCAAGAGUUUUUGAAUGCCUCGCUUUGUUUCUCUUCGUGGUAAUGUGCAAUUCGAUGAUCCAAGAUUCUGCCUUAUUUUCCCUUUUUCUGGUUGGUUUUUUGGAAUGCUCAACGACCCAGUUCUGAAAAACCCAGACUGAAAUUCCUGAAUUUGUUUUUAUCUUGCUCCUUGUGACUGGAAAAAAGGCGAGAGCUUGAAUUGGUUUUAAGAGUGUCUGUGAACUGUGAUCAAGUGGAAGCGUCACGAGUUGGAAUGAUUUCUUUAAUGGUGGAAAAAAAAGGCUAGGAAUUACGAUUCCAUUGUUGUCGUGAGUGGAGCUUUUAGAUAUUGUCCUUGAAGGAGAACCCAAUGCUUAACGGCAUUAAGAUGGGAAUCUUUUUCUUUUCCCCUUCCUUGCUGUUUGAUUGACCACAACGGAAUCCCGAAUAACCGGAGACCUGCGGACCACAACCAGACUUCAAUCACGGCCUUUAAUGGCGAAAUUCAGCAGAAAAUGUGAAACCCUAGGAUUCAGCUAGGAACGGAAGAUGGGUACCACAGGCCAGAGGGACGAGGGAAGACAGAGAAAGAGGGAGAAUUGCCCUUCCGGCCUUCGUCAGAGUGUGGCAACUGACAUCUGUCGGUCUCCCACGGCCUAAUGCAACCGGAUCUAAGCCCUGUAACGAGCGAUCGCUUUCACUAGGAAAGCGAGCGCUUCAGAGAGAGGUGGGUGGGAUUUUGCAGAGGAAGAAGAGUUGCAGAGAAUAGUGUCUUGUUUCCUGGGUCGCGCCGCUCGUGUUUGUCGCUCGUGCGCUGCAAUCUUCAAUUUCAGAGAUCUCGAGGCCUUCGUUACGGUUUCUGUUUAUAAGAGGAGUCACGGUAACGUCGGUGAUGAUGUUGAAUGGUUGCAUUGCUUUACAUGGAAAUCGAGUCUGUGGAUCACUUGGAACGGUGGCUUCGAGCGGGAGACUCGCUCCCUGAAUUAGGGUUCUGGACUGUUUGUUGUGAGUAUUUAAACGGUUGCCAUUCUUCGGCAGAUGGAGAAGGUGUUGUGGGGUUUGGGAAGCGGAUUUUGAUGUGGAAUUUUGGUUUCAUCUGGAUUGAAAAACAUGCUGAGUCAUGAUGAGGAGGUAGAAGAAGAAGAACAAGAAGAGGAAGAGGAAGAACAAGAAGAGAAAGAGGUUUUCUACGACUCUGUGGAUUGUAUUACAAGCCUUGAUUCUGUGCCCUCUAAAAUUUCUGUAAGUUCGUAUGCAGAGUCGGUCUUCACCAAAUCAGAGUACGCAGUUUGGAUGAACGAGCCAGUGAGCAUUCGGGAACGUCGGGUGAAGUUUCUAUGCGGAAUGGGGUUCAGUGAAUUUGCUUCUUCGCAAGUUGGUUGCUCUCAGGAAAUUGACGGGGAUAUUCCGUGUGGCAGCUCACCGGAGCAUCUGAAUUUGGAAAGGAUCACAGAAUGCAGUGGGGCUGUUCCAAGUUCUUGGGCUUCGUUUGGUAAUGGGGUACAGGAAGAAAAUGUUUGUAAUAUAAGUGAUGUAACAGAUGUAGAAGCAGAGUUUGUAGUUCGUGAAGUUGAGCAAGAUGGAUCAAGAUCAACCUCAGCUCAAGAGUUGGAGACAUCUACUGGCCUUUUGCCUGUUGUUGAUGAUCUUAUACGGGAGGAGGUUAUGGUUGAUAAAGAAAACAGCAAACAUGGUCUGCACAAAUGUAAGAGGAAAAUAAAGAGUUGGUGGAAAAGCUUUAUAACUAAGAGGAAGGGAAGGGAAAUGAGUAACUCUGGUGUCUCCCUGACAGAUCCCAAGUCACCCAAGGCAAAUAGAAUGACAGUGCGGCAGAACGGGAAGAGGAUCAUGGAGUUCAGUGGGGUUUACUUGGGACAAGAAAUUCAAGCUCACAAAGGGUUCAUCUGGACGAUGAAAUUCAGUCCAGAUGGCCAGUAUCUAGCAAGUGGUGGUGAAGAUGGGGUUGUUCGCAUUUGGCAUGUUACAUCAGGAGAAGCUUCCUGCAAAUGUUUAGCUGCAGAAGGUACUUCCAAAUUUGUCAGCAAAGAAAAUGAAGGCAAGUUAUUGCGAGGAAGAAAGAAUUCGAACCCUGCUUUUGUUGUCAUACCCAAGAAAGUCUUCAAGAUUGAAGAAUUGCCACUGCAAGAGUUUCAUGGCCAUACCAGCGAUAUCUUGGAUUUGUCAUGGUCCAAAUCUAAUUUCCUUCUUUCAUCUUCCAAGGACAAAACUGUUCGUCUAUGGAAAGUUGGCUGUAAUGAAUGUCUUAAUAUUUUCCACCACAGUAACUAUGUGACAUGCAUACAAUUCAAUCCCGUCAAUGAUGGAUACUUCAUUAGUGGAUCUAUAGAUGGAAAAGUACGGAUUUGGGGUGUUUCUGAUGGACGAGUUGUUGAUUGGGCUGAUAUGCGAGAUAUAGUAACUGCCAUAUGUUACCAACCAGAUGGACAGGGAUUCAUUGUUGGUUCUAUUACAGGCACAUGUCGUUUUUAUGAUGCAUCAGAUAAUCAUCUUGAGUUGAAUGCACAAAUCUGCAUACAGGGUAGAAAGAAGUCUUCUAGCAACAGGAUCACUGGCAUUCAGUUUUCCAGGGAUGGUUUUCAAAGACUUAUGAUAACAUCAGCAGACUCCAGAGUCCGCAUAUUUGAUGGGGUUGAAGUCAUUCAUAAAUACAAAGGUCUGCGUAAGUCAGGAAGCCAGAUGUCUGCUUCAUUCACUUUAGAUGGGAAGCAUAUCAUCUCAGUAGGAGAGGACUCUCGUGUUUAUGUCUGGAAUUAUGAUGGCUUGUGUCUCCAAUCAUCCAAGCAAGCAAAAUCUGUUCGCUCUUGUGAGCAUUUCUUGGACGAUGGUGUCUCUGUUGCAAUACCAUGGUCAGCCACGCAACAGGAUCAUAAAUUGUCAGAUAGCUUUAGUCCACAGCAUUCCUCUAAAAGGCAGGAAUUAUUAGAGGCUACUUCCUGUCAUAGAGAUUCAGAACGGUUCUCUCUUGGUAGUUGGUUCUCCAUGGACUGCCCAUCAAGGGGUAGUGCAACCUGGCCUGAAGAGAAACUACCUUUAUGGACUGUACAAGUUACAGAUAAUGAUCAUAAUCAUCUUCACCACCACCAUAGCCACACAGAUCUAGCAGGAGUAUGGGGUAUUGUGAUUGUGACAGCAAGUUCUAAUGGAGUUGUAAGAACUUUCCAUAAUUUUGGAUUGCCUGUCAGACUAUAAGAGCAAGAAAAUCUUUGCCAAAACCAAAUUCAGAAUCAUGGGACUUCAUGACAAACUGCCUGCACUUACCAACUGCUUUUCGACCCGUAGUUUUGUGCGGAAUUGCCAACUCUGCUGCCUUAUUUCCUCAUCCUGUGGGAGGCCUGGUAUGUGUCUGAAAGAGCAGCAGCCAGUGAUUAGGGUUCUGAACUGUCCUGGCGAGUCUUUGAGAACAUAAUUGGCCGUUCUUCCAUGUUGCCAAGUAAUUAGUUUGCUGGCUAUAGGUGCCUCUACAAAUAUCAGUAGGUCAAUGUCAUUUGGCCAUGUCAUAGAAUUAGUAGCCUGGUUAUUUUGUCCAUGUCAUCAGGCUUAGGAGCAGCCCAGCCCAAUUCUUGGAAGCAGGUGCUGCAAAUUUUCUUUCAUUCAUAUAUCUGUGAGUAGAACCUGAUUUAUUUGAUAAUAUAAAAGAAUACAAAGGUUUCAUACACAA